AUGUUGCUGCACUCUACUGCUAAGAAACAUUUCCUUUUAGUCUUACUUUUGGUCUGUUUGAAUUUCAUUCAUAUUAAAGGUCAAUGUAGUCAGGGCUCACUUCGUCUUGUCAAUAGCAUUUCAUAUCAUGAAGGCCGCCUUGAGAUAUGCUAUGCUAAUAGCUGGGGAACAGUCUGUGAUGAUGGCUGGUAUAAUGCUAAUGCUCAAGUUGCAUGCAGACAGCUUGGAUACCCUAUUACCGGUGCUUAUUAUCGUGAUCAAGCCUUCUUUGGACAAGGGACUGGUAGUAUAGUAUUAGAUGAUGUCAAUUGUGAUGGUGAUGAAACAUCUUUAUACCAGCAAUGCAGUCAUAGAUCUCCUCUGUCACACAAUUGUACUCAUAGUGAAGAUGUUGGAGUGGUUUGUCCUGGAGCACAUUGUAUUGAUGGAGCAAUUCAUCUUGUUGGAGGAUCCAACAGUUCUGAAGGACGUGUUGAAGUAUACCAUAGUGGAUCAUGGGGUACUGUCUGUGAUGAUUUAUGGGACUAUAGGGAUGCUACUGUUGUAUGUAGACAGUUAGGAUAUGGAUCAGGGACUGCAUUUAGUAAUUCAUAUUUUAGACAAGGAACAGGAAGCAUAUGCAUGGAUGAUAUUGGUUGUACUGGAUAUGAAUUAUUUCUUACCAACUGCUCUCAUACAGUUAAUCAUAAUUGUGGUCACUCUGAGGAUGUUGGAGUUAGAUGCUCACAUACUUGCAUUGAUGAAUCAGUUCGUCUUGUUGGAGGAUCUAACAGUUUAGAAGGACGUGUUGAAGUAUGCAGUAGUGGAUCAUGGGGUACUGUCUGUGAUGAUUACUUGGACUAUAGGGAUGCCACUGUUGUAUGUAGACAGUUAGGCUAUGAAUUUGGGACUGCAUUUAGUUUUGCAUAUUUUGGACAAGGAACAGGAAGCAUAGUAAUGGAUAAUGUUAUUUGUACUGGGUCUGAAUCAUACCUUAUUAACUGCUCUCAUACAACUAAUCAUAAUUGUGGUCACUCUGAGGAUGCUGGAUUUAAAUGCUCAUAUGCUUGCUUUGAUGGAUCAGUUCGUCUUGUUGGAGGAUCUAGCAGUUUUGAAGGACGUGUUGAAGUAUGCAGUAGUAGAUCAUGGGGUACUGUCUGUGAUGAUUACUGGGAUACUAAUGAUGCUACAGUUGUAUGUAGACAGUUGGGAUAUUAUGUUACAGGGCCCCCAUAUUUUGGAGCAUAUUUUGAACAAAGAACAGGAAGCAUGUUAAUGAAUAAUGUUGGUUGUACUGGGUCUGAAUCAACCCUUACUAGCUGCUAUCAUACGACUAAUCAUAAUUGUACUCACGAUCAGGAUGCUGGAGUCAGUUGUUUAGGCUCUCCUGGUGUAUCAGAGCCAGGUGUACCAGCAGAAUUAAUUUUUAUAGGAAUAGUUGGUGGUCUUGUUUGCCUAACUGCAGUGAUUAUUGCAUGUAUAAUUCCAUUACAUUCCAAAUCAAACUCCUCCAGAACCAGGCAAGACGCUCCUGCAGUUCAAAUGACAUCAAUUCCAGCACAAAACUAGUACUACAACUGGAGCUUACACACAAUCCGAGUCAGAUAAUUGACCUCCACUUCCAUCUUACUCAGAUUAUAUGGAACAGCAGAAAGCCACAACAGACUGCACCGAUGGCUUAUCCUGGUUGUGCUGCCCCUUCACAAGGCUAUGGUUAUCCUUCACCUCCUCUACAGCAGCAGGGUUUUGCUGUACAAGGAUAUCCUCAACAGGAUUAUUCUCAAACUGGUUAUCCCCAGCAAGUACCUUAUCCACAGCAGCAGCAGCAAGAAGCACCAGUUGGGUAUCCACAGCAGGAGCCACAAGGAUAUGGAGGAACAAACCCUGGUACUGAUGAGUCUACUGGCAUUCUUUUAUUUCAAUAGUCUAUAAUUGUGAAU
Molecule: messenger RNA, 1919 nt
Organism: Amphimedon queenslandica
Lineage: Eukaryota; Metazoa; Porifera; Demospongiae; Haplosclerida; Niphatidae
Product: deleted in malignant brain tumors 1 protein-like
Exons: 10
Coding region: 1-1548 (515 amino acids)
Cellular component (GO): membrane
Source: RefSeq, a predicted model, not a curated record